CGCCAAAAUUAAGCGGCCUCCUCCGCGCACUCAGCCGUGCAGCGCUGUCAGUUCGCGCGAAAGGAUGGUGCUGGGCAAGCGGGACUCCAGGCUGACUUACUGCCAGGGCCUGGGCUGCGGUGGCGUGGCCGGGCUGCUCAGCCGCUCCCUCACUUGCCCGCUGGACGUGGUCAAGGUGCUGGGCCAAGUGGGCACCUUCCACAGCAAGAGGGGAUUCCUGAGGACGUUCUGGACGCUCUCGGAGGCCGAGGGGGUGCGAGCUCUGUGGAAGGGGAAUUGCAUCGCCUGCAUGCGCCUCUUUCCGUACAGCACCGCACAACUUUCCGCUUACAGCAAGUUUGUGAGCCUCUUCAUGGAUGACUUUGGUCACAUCUCCCAUUGGAGUGCCAUUGUAGCAGGGAGCCUGGCUGGGAUCGUGGCUGCCAUCCUGACUUACCCAGCGGAGCUGAUUGAGACACGUCUGAUUGUUCAGAACAGCACGGCUCCCACCUACAGAGGAGCCAUCCACACUUUCCUCACCAUCUACACCAAGGAGGGAUUCCUAGCACUUUACCGUGGGGCUUCACUGACAGUACUGGGAGCAGUACCCUUUUCCGCAGGUUCCUUUUUAGUCUAUAUCAACCUGGAUAAACUCUGGAAUAAGCCCAGUGUGAAACUCACUCCUCUCCAGAAUUUUGGGAAUGGCUGCCUGGCAGCAGGUGUUGCACAGACAAUAUCCUUCCCUUUUGAAACUGUAAAAAGAAAGAUGCAGGCACAGAGUCCCCUGCUCCCCCACUAUGGAGGUGUCGAUGUUCAUUUUACUGGUGUCGUGGACUGCUUCAAGCAAAUUAUGAAGACAAAAGGUGUUCUGAGCCUGUGGAAUGGUCUCACAGCCAACCUUCUAAAGAUCGUUCCGUAUUAUGGUCUGAUGUUCAGCACUUUCGAGUUCUGCAAGCGGGUUUGCCUGUACAAGAAUGGCUACAUCAUGUCCCCCCUGAGCUAUCGGCUCAGCCCAGGAGUGGACCAGAGCCUGGGGGCCGAGGAGCUCCAGGAACUGAGGAGGUUGAUCAGGGAAAAGAGUUUUGAGACCAACCGAUCUGCACUAGGCACCAAAUGGUGGGGCUGAGGAAACAGACUGGAGAGGCUUGUGGCAGAAUAUUUGUUAAUCUCAAGAGUAACCAUUACCUCGCUGCACCAAAAGAACUUUUCGCUUCAAAGACUAUAUACUUCUCCUGUUUGUGUCACGCUAAGUUGACAUAUCAGUCCGUUAGAUGCCCAAUUGAAUAACACAGAUGGUAUCUGUUACUGAGCUAACUUGGGUCCUUAUUGAAUGAGUGGGGCAAGCCAAUAUUAACGUGCAAGUCUCAAACUUCAGUGACUUAUCCUGUGAUUACCUGAGCUUUUACAUGAUAGUACGCAAGUUAGUUUUCAUUUUACUUGCCUUGUAUUCUCGCAAUGAAAUGUGGGCAUUGACUGCACCCAUGAAUAGGUACUGGUAAUAAGAAACAGUGUAAGACUAUUUAAGGUGCCAGCAUUAGAACAGAUGUGAGGGUGAAAUGACACUAAUAUCAUUUAUGAGACAACAAAAAGGAAACUUGCAUUUUACAUUGUGCCUUUAACAUAGAAAAUUGUGGCUUCGUGGAGAAAAUGGACAAAUUGAUCUGAACCAAAGAGAGAUUAGAAGGCGUGAGCAUGUACAUUCUGGGCAUGGAGUUUGCAAUUAUUAAUUUCCCAGAUUCUGAGAGAAUGCAAUACUCCAGUAUCACAGUACUGAUGUUUACAGAUGAACUCAGCAUUAAAAGAAAAAUUAGCCUAAUGAGCAAAGGAGAGAGAAACUGAACUCAACAUUUGUAGACGAUCUUCUUUAGUUUCUCUGGUCAGCAGAGUUCCACUUUAUGACCUUGUCUGAGCACACGUCUGAAGUCUAACCAAAUUAUUAAGGAACCAAAGAAUAGAAGGAUUACAUUCUGAACCAAUGCAGUGAGCAAGUGUUCAUAACAGUCAAAAAUACUGGGUAACGCUCAUUGGGUCACAUCCCGAUCAUUUGAUUGCACAAACUUGAAUUACUUGUUUAGUCUCCCCUCCUCUGUUACAGAGGAAUAUGAAAUAAUAGAUUUAUUUAGAACAAAUUACCUAGUGCAGACCAUGUAAUCUGUCAGUUUCACUAUGUUCAAGCAAUAACAGAAUCAUGCACUGUAAUAACUAAGAAAUGAAUCCAAGUUUACAUUUAGAUUCUAAUUCUCCAAGUCAACCACUUUUUAUACCCAUAAUGAGGCCAAAGGUAGAACUUUUUCUGAUCAUGUUUCCCAUUUUUAUUGACAGUUUAAGUUAUAUGUCUAUUGCAUGUAAUAAAUGUUUACACGUAACGUGUUAAAUUGCUGUCUGUUGCACAGCAUCUCAGCAUACUUGUACAGUGUUUUAUUCAUAAUACCUCUGUAGGGUAGAUGAUUUAUCAGGAUGUGACAUCCCAUAAUAGUUUCUAUAAUAUUUGUCACUUGUUUUAUGUAGUAUGACUGCUUUCCCACUUGCCUGAUUUUCUAAACACCAUUGUAAAUGGUGAUCUUCAAUGACAGUCUCACCAUUAAACCACUUGGCACAUGAA
Molecule: messenger RNA, 2581 nt
Organism: Carcharodon carcharias (great white shark)
Lineage: Eukaryota; Metazoa; Chordata; Chondrichthyes; Lamniformes; Lamnidae
Gene: slc25a43
Product: solute carrier family 25 member 43
Exons: 5
Coding region: 65-1105 (346 amino acids)
Biological process (GO): transmembrane transport
Cellular component (GO): mitochondrial inner membrane
Source: RefSeq, a predicted model, not a curated record